Phalaenopsis equestris is the source of this 2207-nucleotide messenger RNA. Its product is annotated as alpha-mannosidase I MNS4. Gene Ontology annotation, molecular function: calcium ion binding; mannosyl-oligosaccharide 1,2-alpha-mannosidase activity. Gene Ontology annotation, cellular component: endoplasmic reticulum; membrane. The record is from RefSeq and is a predicted model, not a curated record. The transcript is spliced from 17 exons. The coding region runs from base 68 to 1852 and encodes 594 amino acids. NCBI's taxonomy places the organism in Eukaryota, Viridiplantae, Streptophyta, Magnoliopsida, Asparagales, Orchidaceae. Gene Ontology annotation, biological process: mannose trimming involved in glycoprotein ERAD pathway; endoplasmic reticulum mannose trimming; carbohydrate metabolic process.
ACUUCUGGUUCUAGCUGACGUUGUAACGGUCUCGGAGGCUAGAGAAUUGCGAGAAGAGGUACGAGACAUGUUUUAUCAUGCCUUUGAUGGAUACAUGCAACAUGCUUUUCCACGUGAUGAGUUGAGGCCCUUAACCUGUCAAGGGGAGGAUACACUUGGUGGUUACGCUUUAACUCUUAUUGAUUCCUUGGACACGUUGGCCUUACUAGGAGAUCGUGAGCGGUUUGGUUCUGCUGUCGAAUGGAUUGCUGAAAAUGUUCGAUUUGAUAUUAACAAGACAGUUUCUGUAUUUGAGACGACAAUCCGGGUUCUCGGUGGUUUACUUUCUGCUCAUCUUAUUGCGAGUGAUUAUUCUACGGGCUUGAAACUUCAAAGUUAUGAUAAUGAGCUGCUUCAUUUAGCUGAGGACUUGGCUUGGAGAAUGUUACCUGCUUUCGAAACUCCUACAGGAAUCCCAUUUGGAUCGGUUAAUCUUUUACUAGGUGUUGAUGAGCAUGAAAGCCAGAUAACAUCAACAGCUGGUGGUGGUACUUUGACAUUGGAAUUCGGAGUGCUGAGUCGCCUAACCAAUAAUCCUAUUUUUGAACAAGUAACAAAGAACGCAGUUAGGGGAAUCUGGGCACGUCGAUCAAAAAUAAACCUUGUUGGUGCUCACAUCAAUGUAUUUUCGGGUGAAUGGACACAAAAGGAUGCCGGCAUUGGUACAAGCAUUGAUUCCUUCUACGAAUACCUUCUAAAGGCUUAUUUGUUAUUUGGAGAUGAGGAGUACUUGUUUAUGUUCCAGGAAGCUUACAAGGCUGCUAUGCAUUAUCUGUUUCACGAUCCUUGGUAUGUAGAAGUGAAUAUGAAUUCUGCUGCCACUGUUUGGCCAUUGUUUAACAGCUUGCAGGCUUUCUGGCCCGGGCUUCAGGUUUUGUAUGGCGAUAUUGCUCCUGCAAUACGGACGCAUGCUGCUUUCUUUAGCGUGUGGAAGAAAUAUGGUUUUACUCCAGAGGGAUUCAAUCUUGCAUCAUUGAGUAUUCAGUCUGGUCAGAGAAGCUACCCGCUGCGCCCAGAGCUGAUAGAAAGUACGUACUGGUUAUUUAAAGCUACAAGGGACUUUAGAUACCUUGAUGCAGGGAGAGAUAUGGUUGCAAGCCUUCAAUAUGGAGCCAGAUGCCCCUGUGGAUAUUGCCAUAUAGCAGAUGUAGAAUCCCAUAAACUGGAUGACCAUAUGGAGAGCUUUUUUCUUGCAGAAACGGUCAAGUAUCUCUGGCUUCUUUUCGAUUUGGCAGCUGGACCAGAUAACAUUGUUGAAAAUGGACCAUACAAGUAUAUAUUUAGCACAGAAGGCCACUUAUUGCCUGCUACUGCUGAAAUAGCUUUAGCAAAUGAACAUUGUUCAUAUCUCGGAGCUUUUUGCCGAGAUGACGGACAGAGAGAUUCUAAUACUGGAAUCUCUUCUAGCUACCAGGAAGCAAAUGAUACCAGAAUUUCUGAUGAUUGGAUUCCUUCUUUUUCCUCCUCAGAACCUGAGAACUCCUUCACCUCCUCAAGCUUUAUUAAGGGAUUAUGCCCAGCGUUAACUCAUGAUCAAAGAUUCGGCUUCUCAUACACAGUCGGCAAACAUGAGACUGGUGAGCCUCGCAAUGUCGAUCUAGUUGAUCAAUCUCAAACUCAUUCUGUGAUCAUGAUAUCCAAACCCAUUGCGAUGCACUCGACUUCCAUGGAUAUGAUUCAUGCCAGUGAAGAUCUGAUGAAUCCUCAUCGAGAUGACGGUAGCCGUAAUGAAGAAUCCGAUCGAAUUUUAGAGAGAGAAAACCCUUCAGAUGAGAAGGAUUAUCAGCUUGUUAGAGAACAGAUUCAAGCUUGAAUUCCAUUUCUUCCUCAGAUCAGCCACAAAUUUCUGUAAAUCAUGCUGGUUCUGCUCCACAAGGUAGUAGUUCUGCAGAAGAAGAGCACUCAAAGGGUCGAAAAUGUCAAAAAAAUUUGUAGAAAAAACCAAAUCAUGAAAUUCGGAAGUCUCUCUCUCUGAUUCUUGGCUCAUAAACAAGUUCCAGGUAUGAUUAUCAGGCCAGAGAACAUGGUGAGAUUUCUGAUUGUCUUGGCCACCAUUGAUGCUGGAGUUAUUUUCUUCUUUGUUUUUUGGCUCCUCCAUAAUUAAAUUGUAGCAGUAAUUAUUUUUUCAUAUCCACGGUCCGCUUGGGACUUAGAUUUAAUGUUUCACA